CUUCUCGAUGAAUGAUUAUGAACAUAAGUGGUUUUGGUGUAGAUUGUUAGUGCCUCUUGCGGUGCCUAUUUGGUGGGUUCAAGAGCAAAAUGGACCUGCCUAUGAUAUCAAACUUUACAGCAACACCGGAUUUGAUGUUGUUAAGGUUUGGCAAGAGUUGGAAGGUCGGUAAUGGACAGAUUAGAGGUAGCCUGUGUGUCAAUCCGCUUAUAAGGUAAUUGAUCUAUAUUUAAAUAAUUUCUACAUGUUGAAAUAUACAGUAAAUAAUAUUAACAAAAAAUAAAUAAUAUUAAGAAAAAACAGGCAGUGACAAAAUGGAAAAGCAAAGAUCUUACUUAACAUUUACGUAGAUGGGAUGUUUUGCAAAUAACUUUAUCCAUUGAAAACAUGGAAUUUUUUUAGAUCAUUUGUUUGUGUUGUUUCAUGACUUGAUUGAUAGAAUAAAAUAUGUACGUUUUACUUCCUAUUUCUAUAGUAAGAUUUAAAUAAAAUAGAUUGAAAACUUGGAAUUUUUCUUUGAUUUGCACAACAUAAAGAAAGAUAUGGGAAGGAAGAAGUCAAAAAUACUUCCUCUUUCAUUUUUUUCAUUUCCAACAAAACACUUUCCCUUUCUAUUAAAAAACCACUUUUACCCUUACUUUUUCAUACCCUACUUAUCACAUCAUACCUUUUCUCUAAUAAUAAAUCCAUCACAUCUUACUUUUACCCAUCACAUCAAGGGCAAAAUUGGAAAAUCAACUAUAAUUUUACACUUCCUUAUUUUGCCUUAUAGUCAAAGUAGGAAGGCAUUAAAUACAUCUUUUGUGAAAUGUGAGUUCAUUUUUUGUGAAUUAUUUUGUGGGGUUAAAUGUAUUAUGAAGUAAUACAACCAAAUACAUUUAAGAUAGUUAGAACAAAAAAAGGUGUCGUAUAAAUGUGAGACGUAAUGGAGUGGAAUGUGUGUUCUUAUCUUGCAAAUUAUAUUGUUGGUAUGAUAGAUGUGAGGUAUAAAAAGUUGUCUAUUUUUGAUGGUUUCCUUUGAAAAGUUUGCUUUUGUGCUUUUGAGAUAAUAGUUUCACUUUAAAAAUUAGAUGUAUGUUGCAUUUACCCCAAAAUUUGUAUCUCAUUUGUACACCAAAUGUAUGCACCAUCAUUUUGAAGGUGUAUACAUACACAAAGUGUUGGUGCGUUUAUAAAAAUUUACACUGAUACAAAGUAAUUGUGUGUUAACAAAAAUUAGCAUUACACCAACACAAAAUAACAUUUUCCCUGCGCUGUACAAAAUGGGGUUGUAAUUUUUGGAGUACAAAUACCAUUUUCCUUAAAAUUAUUAUUCUUCCUUAAAGAUUUUCAGAAUUUGACAUUUUGGUCAAACUAUGGUUAAUUAUAUUUAUAAAUAAAUUUGUUUGAAAAUAUAGUGGGCAUGUUUGGUUUUUGGCACUUAGGAUAGUUUUUGUUGUUUUGACCAAUUUUAGCAGAUUUGAUUAGUCAAAAAGGGUGUUUGAUAAUUGGCUGCAAGCCUGCAAGUAGGAUGACAAUGGGUCGGGUUCAAAUCGAAUAGUACUAUGUAAGCUUAGCAGGCUUAUGAUGUAAGCUUAGCGUGCGAUGGAGAAGAUUAGAGGCCAUUAUCUUUUAUUGCUAAAAGAUAAAGAUGUGGUCCACAAAUUCUCUGUUACUGUAGCGCAUAAAAAGAAGAAAUAAAGAUGUUGAUUCAGACUUCUACUUUUUAUGGCACGUGGCUCAAUAAGUAAUUUGGAGUUUUAAUGUAAUUUCUGACCACUGCUACCCAAAUGGGCAUCAUAGGUCUCAUUUUCUAGCCUCUCCAUCUCACAGGCCCAUUUGGUAGUGACCAGCCCAAUAUUUUGGGCGGGAACACUGUUCACAAAUCACUCUUAGGCCUUAGCAUUAUAUAGUAGGAUAACCAGAGACACCCUAUUUAUCUUCUUCUCUACGAUUGUUCAUUCACCAUCGUCGCGCGCCGUUGUCUUUGGGCCAUCGCCAUUUCCGCGCUCGACAACAACGCCCGUCGCCAUCCCUAGUGUCAAGGCUAGUGUGCUAUGAUCAAACCCUAGGUCUCAAUUGGACAAGUCUUCAUGGACGGCUCACGCUUCUGAGCGCAAAGAUCGAGUAGCGAGAGAGGAAGAGGAAUUGUGAUGACAAAGGAGGAUUUAAUCAAGAAUUUGGGAACCAUUGCCAAAUCUGGCACUUCAGCAAUAUUUGUUGAGAAAAUGCAGAAAAGUGGAGAAUUUGGUGUUGGGUUCUACUCUGUCUAUCUCGUGGCUGACUAUGUAGAAGUUAUUAGCAAACACAAUGAUGAUAAGCAAUAUGUUUGGGAAUUAAAGGCUUAUGGAGCCUUUGCAAUUUAAUAGGAUGAGUGGAAUGAGCCACUUGGCCGUGGAACUGAAAUCAGAUUGCACCUUAGGGAUGAAGCUGGUGAAUACUUGGAACAGUCUAAAUUAAAGGUCGAAAAAUAUUCUUCAUGGUAAAACAUUCAUGGUUCUUCAGAAAUCAGUGCCAUUAUCUGGUAAAAGCUCAAGUACUGUCCGGUUUUCAGAACUCAAGAAACGGUGAUAUUAUUUGCCUCUGAUGAUCGGCAUUGGAUUACUUUCUCUCCAUCAACUAUGCGGAAUCAACAGCGUUUUAUUCUAUUCUAGUAAGAUCUUCGAAUCUGCUGGAGCUUCAUCCAGUAAAGCCGCAACUUUUGGAAUUGGGGGCUAUUCAGCUGAAGAGGCUCAAAAUUGCCCAGAAAUCAGAGAGAAAGAAUGUCGAAUCGGGGUUCCAGCUUUGUUUCUAAAAUCCAUUUUAGAAAACUUUUUUCAAGAAAAGGCUGGGAUCAGAGAUUGGAAAAUGCAAGCAUUGUAAGAAGGAUCUUGAGAGCUGGCUUAUGUCUAAGAUUAAACUACGCCUGAAUGUGCCCGAGCAUCUUCCCAAGACUGUAGAGCUUGGAAAGUAUAUUGUAUCUCGUGGAGGAGAAAAUUCAAUGCCAUUCAAGGGGAAGAGUUUCCACCUAAUCCAAGCAGUGAAGUUUAUAUUAAUUUUGAUCAGGUGGAUGUUUU
This is a messenger RNA of Cuscuta campestris, 3035 nucleotides long. The record is from the annotation of a GenBank genome assembly. Lineage: Eukaryota; Viridiplantae; Streptophyta; Magnoliopsida; Solanales; Convolvulaceae.